Molecule: messenger RNA, 836 nt
Organism: Eurytemora carolleeae
Lineage: Eukaryota; Metazoa; Arthropoda; Copepoda; Calanoida; Temoridae
Exons: 5
Coding region: 3-449 (148 amino acids)
Source: RefSeq, a predicted model, not a curated record
UUAUGACAAUACCACAGAAUGUUAUCAUCGUAAAUCUUCUUGUAUCUCUAGGUUCUUCUUUUUUUCUUCGUCCAGAGUUUUCCAUGGAAAUUAGAUACAAAAGACAAGAAAGAUUACUCGAUCAACCAGUGCUUGUGAGAAAUUGUGACAGACAACGUGAAGUUCUUAAUCACACUCCCUUUCUUGUUUAUCUUAGAUGUCAGAGUGUUCCCCAGAAUUCAAAAGAAAAAAAGAUGGAGGAAAAAGUUUGGACUGGACAACCUGUAUUUCCUAGAACCAUGAGUGUUGUUCAACUGAGACCAGAGGAGGAAGCUGAUCUGCUUGGGGAAGGGGGUGAAGGGGGAGAAGGGGGAGAAGGAGGAGAAGGAGGAGAAGGAGGAGAAGGAGGAGAAGGCAAACAUGUACCAAGACCCAUAUUUAGACUGAUUAAGCGGUCUAGCAGGUUCUGACUACUCCAUGGAGAAAAGUCUAGCGUGGCAUUGAAAAAAGAUAAUUUGUUGCAUUUAUUGUGAUGUCACAUAUGCGAUUAAUGAUUUAUUAGCUGAACAACGCACCAAGUGAGCUGUUGUUGUGUACACAAAUCACUCACUGUACUGUUGAACGAUUUUAAUGUUAAGUAAAAUUUUACAGACUUUGUUAUAAUAAUGCACGUUUUCAUUUUACAACCUUGACAUUUGCUGUACAUAUAAAUAUUUUCUUCUCAUCAACUAAAGCUGUAAUUUUUCUUAUUUGUAUCAAUUUAGUUGUAAAAGAUUAAAUAAUUGAUUGUUUUUAAGUAGAUGUAUUAACUCAUAUUCAAUUGGAUUUGAUGUUAAAGAAUAAAAUUUGAAGAUUGA